Molecule: messenger RNA, 1004 nt
Organism: Mytilus californianus (California mussel)
Lineage: Eukaryota; Metazoa; Mollusca; Bivalvia; Mytilida; Mytilidae
Product: protein draper-like
Exons: 6
Coding region: 87-1004 (305 amino acids)
Molecular function (GO): scavenger receptor activity
Source: RefSeq, a predicted model, not a curated record
CAUAGAUCGUUACAAGCAUGUAAGAGUGCCGACAGAUCUAACAACCACAAAGCAUCUUCGAAACAACGAUGCUGUAGUCAGUUUCGAUGAUCAUUAUGUAUAUCGAUCUGUUUUUUAUGUUUGUUUAUGUUGAUAGAAUCAUAACACUGAAGAUAGGAGAUCCGCAUGUUUGUCCAAAGCCGGUAAAGAUAAGUAAUCCGUCUGAAACCCAAAAGGAACUAGACAUAGAGUGUUGUCCGCACUAUAUUUACCAGAAUAGAAAAUGUGAAGCAUGUCCGCGAGGAAAAUUUGGUCAGGAUUGCUCACUGUCAUGUUUGAGGAAUUACUACGGAGUGCAGUGCAAACAGAUGUGCAGCUGUACAGGUAACACGAAAUGUGAUCCAAUUAAUGGCUGUGUCUGUUAUGAAGGAUAUACGGGAAAACACUGCAUAGAUGUUUGUCAACCUGGAAGAUACGGUGUGAACUGCAAUGAGGAAUGUUUCUGUGCACAAGACGCUAAGUGUGAUCAGGUAACCGGCGUUUGCUUGUGUCCCGCAGGGUGGUUCGGAGUUCACUGUACAAAGGAAUGCCCAUUUGGAAAAUUUGGAAAGGAUUGCAAUGGAACUUGUGACUGUUCAGAUGGCGUAUCAUGCGACAUCAUAACCGGAGAGUGCAUCGAGAAAGAAGAUCCGAAUUCAGAUGGAGACAUUAAUGAAUCAAAAGGUACAAUUAUGAUUUACAUAAUGAUGGCCGCUGCUGUUAUUGGUUUGGUCUGUGUUGUAACGAUGAUCUUGAAAGCUAAAGAAGCACUUUGUCGUAAUGUACAGAAACCAAAAAAGAAUACUACAAAACCAAAGAUAAAACGCCGGAAGGCCCAACAAAGAUCAUCAACCUACAGAGAUAACGCUCAGACUGGUUCGUUUAUAAUAGAAACAGAAGUAUCAGUGUUGCAACUUCCAUUUGAAGAUGAAGACUUAUAUUGUGAAAUAGAAGAUAUCAAUGUUACAGAACCCGGUCGGUAUUAA